AUGUGUUGGUCUGCUUAUGUUGCUACAUUGGCUUAUUUUUUUCUGGAAUUUGAGAUUAGAAUUCUUUCACAUACAAGUAUCAAUAAAUUGGCUUUGUUUCUCUCCACCUUUCAUCAUGAACAAAAAUAUCUUCGACUUCUUAUUGACACUAUUCAAAAUGCCCAUGUCAAUUUUUAUUGUGGCUCAGACCGUAGAGAAGUUGUUGAGAAAUACAUUGAUAUUGCUGGCGAAAUCGUACUUUAUUUUUCUCAAAUUAACAUAGAUGAUGUUCGGGCUGUUCUUAAAACUCAUCUACCGAAGAAAAAAGGAGAUUCUAAAUUAUUUUGCGAUGUUAAAUUCACGAAAAUUCCUCAUCAUGAUCGCAUUUAUGGAGCGGGACCGUUUGCUUUUGAUUAUGUGGCAAGUAAUGAAUGGACGAAAAUUAAACUUUAA
Meloidogyne enterolobii is the source of this 432-nucleotide messenger RNA. The record is from the annotation of a GenBank genome assembly. Lineage: Eukaryota; Metazoa; Nematoda; Chromadorea; Rhabditida; Meloidogynidae.